AUGUCUCCACUUAGGCCAUGCAAAGUCAUUAUUUCAGGAGGGGGCGUUGCGGGUUUGACUCUCGCUGUCGCACUAGAUAAGAUUGGUGUUGAUUACCAGCUUUUAGAGGCCUACCCUGACAUUGCUCCUAAAGUGGGUGGAGGCAUCUGUUUCCUUCCUAAUGCCCUGACUAUCUUCGACCAAUUGGGCUUCUAUGAAGACCUGACUACUAUUUGUCCCCCUUUGAGCAAUUUUGGUUUUAGAGAUCCCAAUGGAGACUUGUUAUCGUCUUCGGAUAAUAACUGGGAUCCCGUGUCUCUGUGCAAAGAAAGAUAUGGUUAUGCAUUCCAAUGGAUGGAACGAUCUGCACUCCUACGGGUUAUGUACAAUCACCUAAGUGACAAGUCGAAGGUCCUGACCGGUAAGAGGAUCAAGAGUGUCGAGAAUAGUGAAGAUGGAGCUGUGGUAACCACCACGGAUGGCUCCGUCUUUUUUGGUGAUAUGGUCAUCGGCACAGAUGGCGUUCAUUCUAGCGUUAGAAAGGCGAUCGUUCGUCAAGCUAAAGAGCGUGGUCUUGGGUCGGAGUAUAUGGAAGAAGACAACGUGACUUCUGAUUUUGCCUGCAUAUACGGAGUGUCUCCAAAACUCGGGGGUAUGCCCGAAAAUUGCCUUGAAUUCAGAUUCAAUCGUGGAUCUUCCACCCUCAUCGGAAAUGGACCACCUGAUCGAACAUUUUGGUUCUUUUAUAAACAACUAGAUCGGACCUAUCGCGGUACUGAGAUCCCUCGUUUCAGCGAAGCGGACUUGGAGAAGGUUGUGCGAGAGCACUGGGACGAGUACAUCACAACUGAUAUACAACUUUCGACACUCUAUGAAACAAGAACUGAGGCUUUGUAUACAUCCAUGCAGGAGUUUGUUUUUAGCAAGUGGGACUUGGACAGAAUGUUGAUCCUGGGCGAUGCAGCGCAUCAGAUGACAUCCAUUCUCGCUCAAGGAGGUGCCCAGGCUGUCGAAAGCAUCGCGUGUUUUGCCAACUCAUUGAAGAAAGUAUUAUCUGACGUAUCCAAGACUGGAAGACUGUCGGCUAGGGAAAUCCAUGACAUGUUUCAACAGAUACAAGAUAUGCGACUUCCACGAGUGAGAGCCAUGCUUGAGAGCUCCAAUAAACGGCAGUGCAUGGAUGCAAUGGUAACCUCGGAAUUGGAAGACUUGAUGUUAAACAAGUUUCCUAAACUAGUGCCUGGAAUUAUUGUGGAGAGAUGGGAUGAGACAUUUGAGCAAUCUGUGUUCUUGGACAUGUUUCCAGUACCUGAGACUCUGAAGGCAUCGUGGCUUUAUUGUCAAUCUCAUGAGAGAAAGACAGAAUUGAUGAGAAGCUCAUUGUAA
Molecule: messenger RNA, 1365 nt
Organism: Penicillium malachiteum
Lineage: Eukaryota; Fungi; Ascomycota; Eurotiomycetes; Eurotiales; Aspergillaceae
Product: FAD-dependent oxidoreductase
Exons: 4
Coding region: 1-1365 (454 amino acids)
Molecular function (GO): FAD binding
Source: RefSeq, a predicted model, not a curated record